Messenger RNA from Etheostoma cragini (Arkansas darter), 1545 nucleotides. RefSeq names its product dual specificity protein phosphatase 26. The record is from RefSeq and is a predicted model, not a curated record. Gene Ontology annotation, molecular function: MAP kinase phosphatase activity; protein tyrosine/serine/threonine phosphatase activity. The coding region runs from base 125 to 937 and encodes 270 amino acids. Gene Ontology annotation, cellular component: cytoplasm. The transcript is spliced from 5 exons. Gene Ontology annotation, biological process: negative regulation of MAPK cascade; protein dephosphorylation. NCBI's taxonomy places the organism in Eukaryota, Metazoa, Chordata, Actinopteri, Perciformes, Percidae.
UGUAGGUGGUGGAUGCUCAGCAGCAGCCCCGUCAUCAUCCCAUCGUAAAUAAAUGAGUCAACAUGGCCGCGGAGCAGCUCGCCCUGUAUCACCGCUGAGACUCCGAAUAAAACACACAGAUUAAAUGGCGUUCAUGUCCCGGUUCUCCCGGUCCCGGAGCAGCUCCAGGUCGCCGAACCGAAAAGACUCGGAGCGCGUGUCCCCGACCCUGACCGUGUCCGAGCUCGAGAGACUCCUGUGCACGGGCAAAACUGCCUGUAACCAUGCCGACGAAGUGUGGCCACGACUCUAUAUUGGAGAUCAAGAUAUCGCAUCAGACCGACGUGAGCUGGCCAAACUCGGCAUUACGCACAUCCUCAACUGUGCCCAGAGCAAGUGGCGCAGCGGGGCCGAGUAUUACUCCGGCAUGAACAUCACCUACCACGGCAUCGAGGCUCACGACUCCCCCUCCUUCGACAUGAGCGUCAACUUCUACCCGGCUGCCGAGUUCAUCCACAAAGCCCUCACGGGUGGAGGUAAGGUGCUGGUCCACUGCACCGUGGGAGUGAGCCGCUCCGCCACCCUGGUGCUGGCCUACCUGAUGAUCAGGCAGAACCUGACCCUGGUCGAGGCCAUCAAGACGGUGAAGGACCACCGGGGCGUCAUCCCCAACCGGGGCUUCCUCCGCCAGCUCAACGGCCUGGACGGCAUCCUGAGAGAGAGCCUGACUGUUAGCUGUCCCAAAUGGGACUCCAAGGGAUCCAUGAGAGGACCACGCCAGCACAUGAAGCAUUUAGAGAAGACGUGCAGCGGGAGACAUUACCACAAAUGUGCCAUCGCAAAAGCUAACAACUGCCCGGACGUCAGGAAGAGCGCCCCGUAUUCAGCGCUGCACGCAGGUCUCGCAAAGUCCGCUCUCUGGUCUCGGUGUUCAGUGAGGCUUGUGUUCUCGUGCUAAUGAAAAACAACAGAAGAUCCGACGCUGGAUCUCAAACCAGCCCCUCCUGUGUGUUUUUAACGAUUACCUCAAGUUAGAAGCAUGUUGUUUUUGGGACUCGUGUCUUCGUCUGUGCUGAUUUUAACACCGUGAUAAAGGACAGGAGACGGGGAAAAGAGUUGUAAAUAAAAAGCUGAAUAUUGGAUCUGUACAGUCUGGGGAGAUUUAAAAGGUAUAGCUGAAUAUUUUGUGGAAAUAAGCUCAUUAAUCUUCCUGCCGAAAGUUAGGUGAGAAGAGCAAUUAACAGUCUUACGUCUGUGUGCUAAGUAUGGAGUUGAGGCAGGAGGCCAUUAGCUCAGCUUAGCUUAGCUUAGCAUAAAGACUGAAAGCAGAUGGAAACAGCUAGCCUAUCUCUGCCCAGAGUUCAAAAGUUAGUUUCUCUCUGCACACUGACAUGCGAGUGGGAUUGAUCUUAUCAACUAAUUCUCACCAAGAAUGCAAAUACCUCCCAAAAUGUCAAAACUAGUCCUUGGAACUACAAUGAGUUUGUUUGCAUUGUGUGUUAAAGUGCUCAUAUUAUGCUCAUCAUUGUAUUUAGAGGUUGUACCAGAAGAGGUUUAUGUGGUUUC